Molecule: messenger RNA, 477 nt
Organism: Rotaria sp. Silwood2
Lineage: Eukaryota; Metazoa; Rotifera; Eurotatoria; Philodinida; Philodinidae
Source: the annotation of a GenBank genome assembly
AUGGUUUGCUCCAAUAGCAGUACACUUAUAACAUUCAAUGAUCUGACACUGGACGCAUUGUUACCUGACUACUAUUAUUCUAUAAAUUGGACUAAUGCACUUAUUCAUACGACGAUGUCAAAUACAAGUGGAUACUACACAGCUGCUGUGAAUAUGAGUACUGUAUUAUUCAAUGGCUAUGGUGAUCCAAUGACUAUGAGCAGUCUUAACAAUAAAAGUUUAACUUUGUAUUCCGCUAUUAUGGCAUCAGCAUGGAGAGAUAAUUUACAGUUAACAGUAGCUGGAUAUAAAUCAAAUGCAUUAGUAGCAAUCAAUAAUUUUAUUCUUCAAGUGUUCACCGCGUCUUAUAUAACAUUCAAUGGACUUUCAGGUCUAGACAAUAUUACAUUUUCAACAUCAAAUGGGACAGAAAAUCCCGCUGUAAGUGGACGUGGAGCACACUUUGCCAUGGAUAAUCUUUGCUUAAGUCUUUCAUGA